AUGAAUCCAAGUAGCAUCAAGAAACCUCCUUCUCUUUCCAUCGUUGCAGCAAAGAAUGCAUCAUCAUCGGGAAGGAACACAACAGGAGGAUCAGGCUCGGGAGGGACUCCUCCUUCAUCAACACCAUCUGUAUCCACACCUACUGUAAUAGCCUCCUCACCACAGCAACAAUUGCCAACGACUUCUCUCGUGAUGGCUGUGAGAGGCUUAUCCUUGUUAUGGAGUAAUUUUGAAGGUGAUUGGAUCUCAAAGCCACACAAUCAAGAUACAGAAGGUAGUUUAUUGGUAUAUUUGGAACGAUUAAUUGAAAAAUCAAUGAACAGCGGAGGCGUAUUGAAACGAUGGAAAGAGUACCAGCAAAAUAUGGAUGAAGAUGAAAAUGAAUUUGAGAAUACGGAAGAAUAUGUUAGCAUGUUGGAAAAGCGUGUCAAGACUACAUUUUCCGAGAUUGUACAUCAUAAACGAAAGUGGCUGGAAGAACGAAAGUUUUUCGAAAAUUUAAAUAUUUGUGAAACAUUUGAUGUGAUCACCAUGUCAAAUCUUGACCCACAUUUUCGAUACAAGAAUAGAAUUAGAUUUAGUAGUGACGAGUCAUCGAGCGGAGUGGUGUUUGAUCCAUACACAUGCUUUCUAGUGAGCUUGGAGAAUAAGACCACAUUGAGAAACGAAAUUGAUUUUUGCAAAAAGGAGGGUAAAAGAGUGGGUGACGAAAGAGUUUACAAAAUAACUUCUCAAUUAAUUAGCACUGUACAUUAUAUGCAUUUAUUUGGCGUUUUUCAUUCAUUGCUUUGUCCUGAGCUGAUUUGUAUUGCUGACAAUGGCGAUAUACGGUUAAAAGACCCAUUUUAUUAUCACAUGAUUGCAUGGAUCAAUGGAAAUAUACCUUCUACAAGCUUAUUUUUAAAAGACACACGAGAUUUUGAGAUCCUAGUUCCGUAUUUGGCUCCUGAGCUCUUUGCAUUGGCAUGCUAUGAGGACAAUUUCUUUAAAAGCGUAAAUAAUAAGUGUGAUGUUUGGUCAAUUGGAGUGAUAUUGAUAGAAUUUAUUCUUGGUAAUAGAAUGCCUUUCACGACCAAAGUCGACACAAAAUCGCAAUCAAAAGAAGAAUGGAAAAGCUCAGCAACAGAGGUUUAUGUAAAUAUUCACAAUUUUGUAGAGUUUUGCAAAUGCAAAAAUGAGGAAGAAAAUUCAAACGAACAAAACACCGAAUCACCAUUUGAAGAUGACCCGUUAUACAAGAACGCUUGGAAAAGAAUUCAGCGAUUUGAUAAGACGUUUAGAGACUUACUCUUUUCUUGCUUAGCUUUUUUACCAAGUGAACGUCCAGAUCUAGACUGGCUUAUUGAACAACCAUUUUUUGAAAUUAUUUCCAAAGAAAAACUUGCACACCUCUCCUGUAGAAUUACCAAAUUCCCACAUUUCAAAAGCUUCGAUGACAAGAUUCCCAAUUUUCCACAUCAUAACAAGGAAGUUACCAUUACCACACCUCUCACAAACCCACUUCAAGAAAAACAAAACAUUUUCAAAAAGAGAUAUCAAGAAUGGAAAACAUUGUAUGAAUCCAAAAUAACGCUAUUCGAUUUUUUCUAUAGAAGGAUUUUUGAUUUAAACAUUACUCCCUUCAUAUUUAGAAGUAAUAAGAGAAGUCCAGGAACAAGAUAUUUUUCAAAUGGUAUUUCACAAUUUAUCUUUGAUAGUUACGUAUUGAUUCCAUUUUCAUGCCUUGACGAUGCUGUGAGCACCAUCAAAUCCUACAAUAACAAUGCCCUUGGAAUUUCUACCACAAAAUCAUCACAACAACAGAUUUCAAAUGAAAGUCCAACUCCUUCUGAAGAUACACUCUGCCCCUCAUUGAUUCAUGUGUCAGGAGAUAUUGGAAAAAAGAGAAGUCUAUACAAUAACAAGGACACAAACAUCACAUGGACCAAGUUUUCUGCACUCAUUGGAGAAAAAGAUAUGGACUUUGCAUAUCAACAGCAACGAGUUCACACCUUCAGAAAGCUCUUGCUCAAUUAUCCAUUUUCUAGGGAUGAAAUUAUUAAGGAGGCAAAAAUAGAUAUUCCCUCAAUUUUAAGAGGUGAGAUUUGGGCAGCCAUUUUGGGAACAGAGGACGAUCUAGAAGCUGAUUCACUCUACUUUAAAAUUUCUCAUGAUCUUCAGAAACAACCUCUCUCUAAUGUGACUAAACGACAAAUAGCAGUCGAUGUUCCACGGUGUCAUCAAUACAAUCCUCUUCUGCAUUCAAAGAUUGGACAAGAAAAAUUAAGAAACAUCCUUGAAGCAUGGGUAUUCUAUCACAAAAACUCAAAUUUGGUGUACUGGCAAGGUCUCGACUCUCUGUGUGCUCCGUUCCUUUGUUUACACUUUGAUUUUGAAGCAAAAGCAUUUUGUUGUCUCAAUGCCAUGGUUAACAAAUAUUGCCAUCAAUUUUUCACGUCUCACACCAAUUCCACAGCCAUGGAAGAACGUUUGGCCAUAUUCAAAAAAUUGCACAUGUAUCAUGAUCCAGAGCUUGCAGGUCACUUGCAUCAUAUUUCCUUCUCACCAGAGCUGUACGCUAUUAGUUGGUUCUUGACUUUGUUUGCACACUCUUUACCCAUUGAGAAAAUCUACAAGUUGUGGGAUGCCAUUAUUUUAGGAUCAGCGGACUUACCAAUAUUUAUUGCAGUUGCAAUUUUAAAGCAAAUGAGAACACGCAUCUUGCAAGCUGAUUUUCACAAUGCCAUGUAUAUUUUCCAGAAUAUUCAAGGAGUGGAUAUUAUGCAAGUGUUAGAAGAUUGUAAACGCAUUGAGGAAAAGACACCUCGUGGCUUAACAUGCCCCAAGUGCUUGCAACAAUCACCAUCUUCUCCAUACUACAUUUCUAUUGAAGGAUAUAACAAAGAUUGUUUAUAUCCAAGAAUUACCAUGCAAGAUUUCGAAAAAUCAACACUUCCUUCCAUUUCAUUCAUCAUUGACAUUAGACCAAAAGUUGAUUUUGAUAAUCAUCAUGAACCAUCAGCAUUUCACAUUACAAGGUUCAAGCCUGAUGAUGAGGAUGAAAGUAAUGAAACUAGACAAGCAUCCUCACCUUUAACAGCAACUCGAUCUCAAGAUGCUUGGUCUUCGCUCGAGCAAGAGACCAAUGAAUACGAUCCACCAGAAGUGUAUUUGGGCUACUUGAAUCAACUCGCAGCAGAGUUGCAUUUCAAGAAAGGACUCCCCAUUGUGGUCAUUGCCAAUAAUAAGGACAUUACUCAACGUGACAAAAUAUUCCAAUUAGAGAAUAAGCUCAUGUUAGAAUCUAUUCCAUAUGUCUCUGUAAUUCUAGAUUACGAUCGAGAUGAGAAUGAUCCUCCUCUACAAUGA
This is a messenger RNA of Naegleria lovaniensis, 3348 nucleotides long. RefSeq lists its product as uncharacterized. The transcript is spliced from 3 exons. The record is from RefSeq and is a predicted model, not a curated record. The coding region runs from base 1 to 3348 and encodes 1115 amino acids. Gene Ontology annotation, biological process: activation of GTPase activity; protein phosphorylation. Gene Ontology annotation, molecular function: ATP binding; GTPase activator activity; protein kinase activity. Lineage: Eukaryota; Heterolobosea; Eutetramitea; Acrasida; Naegleriidae.